Molecule: messenger RNA, 1221 nt
Organism: Gracilinanus agilis (Agile Gracile Mouse Opossum)
Lineage: Eukaryota; Metazoa; Chordata; Mammalia; Didelphimorphia; Didelphidae
Product: zinc finger protein 420-like
Exons: 1
Coding region: 1-1029 (342 amino acids)
Biological process (GO): regulation of transcription by RNA polymerase II
Cellular component (GO): PcG protein complex; transcription regulator complex
Molecular function (GO): DNA-binding transcription factor activity, RNA polymerase II-specific; RNA polymerase II cis-regulatory region sequence-specific DNA binding
Source: RefSeq, a predicted model, not a curated record
AUGGUUUCUGUGAGUGAUAAAGGUGGGAGAUCUUUCAGUCAAAACUCUGAGCUCACUGCACAUCAGAGAAUCCACACUAGAGAGAAACCUUAUGAAUGUAAACACUGUGGAAAGGCUUUCACACAGAGGGUCCAUCUUGUUACACAUCAGAGAAUUCACACUGGAGAGAAACCUUAUGAAUGUAAACACUGUGGAAAAGCUUUCACACAGAGGGGCCAUCUUGCUAUACAUCAGAGAAUCCACACUGGAGAGAAACCUUAUGAAUGUAAACAAUGUGGAAAGGCUUUUACAGAGAGAAGAAAUCUUGCUGCACAUCACAGAAUCCACACUGGAGAGAAACCUUAUGAAUGUAAACACUGUGGAAAGGCUUUCACAGAGAGAGGAUCACUUGCUAAACAUCAGAGAAUCCACACUGGAGAAAAACCUUAUGAAUGUAAACAAUGUGGAAAAGCUUUCAUACGGAGGGAUUAUCUUGCUGCACAUCAGACUGUCCACACUGCAGAGAAACCGUAUGAAUGUAAACAAUGUGGAAAGGCUUUUACAUUGAAGGUCUCUCUUGCUAAACAUCAAGGAAUCCACACUGGAGAGAAACCUUAUGAAUGUAAACAAUGUGGGAAGGCUUUUACAGAAAGGGGCAAUCUUGCUACACAUCAGAGAAUCCACACCGGAGAGAAACCUUAUGAAUGUAAACAGUGUGGAAAGGCUUUUAUUGGGAGGGGACAUCUUGUUAUACAUCAGAGAAUUCACACUGGAGAGAAACCUUAUGAAUGUAAACAGUGUGGAAAGGCUUUUACACAGAAGGGCUCUCUUGCUGCACAUCAGAGAAUCCAUACUGGUGAGAAACCUUAUGAAUGUAAACAGUGUGGAAAGGCUUUUACAGAGAGGGGAUCUCUUGGGAAACAUCAGAGAAACCACACUGGAGAGAAACCUUAUGAAUGUAAACACUGUGAAAAAGUUUUCACACGGAGAAGCCAUCUUGCUGCACAUCAGAGACUCCACACUGGAGAGAAACUGCAUUGUAUGGGAUAAAAUCAUGCAUUAUUCUCUAGUAUAUAUUAAUUAGUUUUAGUAGUCUUUGAUUGUCAACUUCCUAUAGAAAAUAAGAAAAAGUUAGGUGCCCUUCAGAAGGGAGAUACUAAUUUCUCCUUAUGAAGAGUAGAGAAACCACCCCCCCCAAGCAGCUUUUUAUAUAUACAUAAAUAUACACCUUCAAUUCACUCC